Molecule: messenger RNA, 11082 nt
Organism: Pygocentrus nattereri (red-bellied piranha)
Lineage: Eukaryota; Metazoa; Chordata; Actinopteri; Characiformes; Serrasalmidae
Gene: mast2
Product: microtubule associated serine/threonine kinase 2
Exons: 28
Coding region: 1958-7414 (1818 amino acids)
Biological process (GO): peptidyl-serine phosphorylation; intracellular signal transduction
Cellular component (GO): microtubule cytoskeleton
Molecular function (GO): ATP binding; protein binding; magnesium ion binding
Source: RefSeq, a predicted model, not a curated record
CUCCUAUGCGGUGGGCAGAGGAGGAAGACAGAGGCAUGUGAGAAACCCAGAGAAUGCAGAAAAAUGGACUAAAGGUGGAUUUUGUCAUCAGAUACAGCAAAGAAAAGGACUAUUUGUAUGUGCUUUGUAUAUGCUGUGUAGCUGUAUUCCAGCAGAGAGGUCUUUGUCUGCAAGAGAAAGGACAGAGGACGGACAAAAUUGCGAGCGACUGUGAAGCUGCUGUGGAAGCCUCUCUGGCAGCUACUCCAUUCAUAACCAUGGUGGACUGCUUCAAAGGCUGUGGUAAUGACGAAGAUGAAUAGAAGCUAAGUGCCACUUCUUCCUUUCACUGCUCUAUCAUAUGCAUGGAUUACUCCUCUCUGUCUAUGCAGCUGUUCCGGAUCCCAAGCAUUUUCCUGUAAGCGGUUUUGGCUAGAGGCUGACCAGGUGCCUAAUACAAACCGACUGUAGGGAGCUGGAGAGAUAUGGUGGGAGAAAAUGGAAGAAUGUUUGUCACUGCAGCUUCACUUUGACCACAUUUGAAGAGUCAGCUUUACUGGAUCAGUCUCUUCAUUUGUUCCUUUGCCCGAUAGGAGCCCUCUUCCUUGUCGGCUUGUUCGAGGGGAUUGGAAUCUAGCCAUGCGAGUCUGAGAGGAGUUGUUGUUCGCCUUGUACUGUCAGUGGGCUGCUACUGCCCAUACUUCAGCAGCUGUGGACUCUUUCCAGUAAGAGUGUGGGCAGCAUUUUUAUUUUUGCCUUUUUUUUUUUUUGCUUCCAGUCUUGUUUUGACUGUUUUGGGAGCGCUAACCAACCCAUUGCCUUUAAUUUCCUUAUAAAUAGAUUGAUGCUUGAGAACUUCCUCUCUUGCAAUUAAAUUAGAGCUAGAAUUAAGCUUGAAGAGUCAAAAAGACUACUAUUUAUACAGCAAGCCACAGCCAAAUGUGGAUGUCUAGAUAGUUUAUUAUUUGUAUUUUUUCUCUGUGGGGAGUGGUCCUGAUGGUAUGAAUGGAAAUGUUUGGACAGAAGCAGUCACUUAGAGAAAGCUUGAGCGAAAGCAAAGGCGGGCUACACAGCCCUGAAUUUUAUUCUAUUUUCAUCCUUUGAGCUGCCAUUUUCGUCAUUAAGUGCCCACGGGUUGUGCAGAGGCUGGAGUUUCCAUAGAAAUCAGUCCUUAUGGGAAUCCGUGUGUAAAAAGCGAGAAGAGCAAGGGAAGUCUAAUGGAGCUGUUCGGUAGUGCUUGUUGAGAUGGGCCAAAUACUUUGUCGUCCUAACAAAGAGAAAAUACAGACAUGCUGUUCUAAAGCAUGUUGUCUGAAUUGCUUUGCAUAAGUAGUGUGCUAGAUCAGACAGAAAACAUCAUGAACACAGGACCCACUACUGAGCUAUGGCUACUCUGGAGAACCACAGUCCUUGAAUGUACAAUAUAAAACCUAUAGUCUGACUGGAAUGCACACAUGGGAUCUGCAUUGUGAAAGAAAAGGCAACACCGACAGUUUUUAAUGAAGAACAAGUCCACAGAAGGAAUUGUCAUAGUUGAAAUCUUGCAUAGGCACGCUCAGACCAUCAAAGUAUGUGGUGUAAAGAACAAUAAAAAGUGCUUUUUCUGCUGUACCGUGACUUGCUCAUUUUAAUUUUGUAGGACAAUCACCCCAGCAUAAAUCUCAAAGCUGCAUGUAAAUUUGAUGAAGAUAAAAAGGAUGAAGUCAUUUUUCAGUAGCACAUACUGAUGAGCCAGCCUCCGUCUGGGAAUUGAACAACAGUUGACUAACUGGGUUAACUCUGCUCCCUCUUCCUACCUGCCUCUGUCUGCUGUCUGCCCAUUCAUGGCAUGUUGUUCCGCACUGGUGCCUCCGCAGUGGUUAAGCUGACAAGUGCCUGUUGAUCUGGUCUUAUCCAGAAUCUUGGGCCAAGGACUUGCUGCCCUUUUAAUAGGGUGGUGAAACAGUAUAACUGAAGUUGAAGAAGGGACGACAGCAGAAUGGAUGACUCAAGUAUUCUGAGACGGAGAGGUCUCCAGAAGGAGCUAAGCCUUCCCCGGAGAGGCAGUUUCUGUCGGACCAGCAACAGGAAAAGCCUGAUAGUGACGUCCAGCACCUCUCCCACCCUGCCCAGACCUCAUUCACCACUACACGGACACACUGGGAGCAGCCCCUUGGACAGCCCUCGCAAUUUUUCCCCCAACACUGCAGCCCACUUCUCUUUUGUGCCCGCCCGCAGUCAUGGGCACAGGGCUGACAGGACGGAUGGCCGCCGCUGGUCACUUGCCUCGCUGCCCUCAUCAGGGUAUGGAACCAACACACCGAGCUCAACAGUCUCGUCAUCAUGUUCAUCCCAGGAGAAGCUGCACCAGCUGCCCUUCCAGCCCACUGCAGACGAGCUGCACUUCCUCACCAAGCACUUCAGCUCUGAGAGCAUCACUGAUGAGGAGGGCAGGAGAUCUCCAGCCAUGCGCCCCCGCUCUCGCAGCCUCAGCCCUGGCCGCUCUCCCAUAUCUUUUGACCAUGAAAUCGUCAUGAUGAACCAUGUCUACAAAGAGCGUUUCCCAAAGGCCACAGCUCAGAUGGAGGAGCGCCUUGCUGAUUUCAUGUCUUCCUCGGCUCCAGAGAAAGUCAUGCCUCUGGCGGAUGGAGUCCUGAGCUUCAUCCACCACCAGGUCAUCGAACUGUCUAGAGACUGCCUGGACAAAUCACGUGAGGGCCUCAUCACCUCCCGCUACUUCUACGAGCUGCAGGAGAACCUGGAGAAACUGCUGCAGGAUGCUCAUGAACGCUCGGAGAGUGUGGAGGUGACCUUUGUCACCCAGCUUGUCAAGAAGCUGAUGAUCAUCAUUGCUCGGCCUGCUCGGCUGUUGGAGUGCCUGGAGUUUGAUCCAGAGGAGUUCUACCACCUGCUGGAAGCUGCAGAGGGCCAUGCUAAGGAAGGCCAAGGCAUCAAAUCAGACAUCCCGCGCUACAUCAUCAGCCAACUUGGCCUCACUAGGGACCCCCUAGAGGAAAUGGCCCAGCUGAGCAGUUAUGACAGUGGAAAUCCAGAAACACCUGAGACAGAGGACUCCUCAGAGAGUCGAGGUGCUACAGUGCAGCCAUCUCAGCCUCAGCCUAAGACCAAAACUCCAAGAGAAGAGGACUUUGAGAACAUCAAACUCAUCAGUAAUGGAGCUUAUGGGGCUGUGUUUUUGGUGAGGCACAAAGAGACUCGUCAGCGUUUUGCCAUGAAGAAGAUCAACAAACAGAACCUGAUCCUGAGGAACCAGAUCCAACAGGCCUUUGUGGAGAGGGACAUCCUUACUUUUGCUGAGAAUCCCUUUGUUGUCAGCAUGUUUUGCUCCUUUGAGACACGCAGACAUCUCUGCAUGGUCAUGGAGUAUGUGGAAGGUGGGGACUGUGCCACUUUACUGAAGCACAUCGGCGCGUUACCUGUGGAUAUGGCGCGCAUGUACUUUGCUGAGACUGUGCUGGCUCUGGAAUACCUGCACAAUUAUGGCAUUGUGCACCGAGACCUCAAACCUGACAAUCUUCUCAUCACAUCAAUGGGACACAUCAAACUGACAGAUUUUGGUCUGUCCAAGAUCGGCCUCAUGAGUCUCACGACUAACCUGUAUGAGGGCCACAUUGAGAAAGAUGCCCGCGAGUUUCUAGACAAGCAGGUGUGUGGCACCCCUGAGUACAUUGCUCCAGAGGUGAUCCUCAGACAAGGUUACGGGAAACCUGUGGACUGGUGGGCCAUGGGUGUCAUUCUGUACGAGUUUUUGGUAGGCUGUGCCCCUUUCUUCGGAGAUACUCCGGAGGAACUGUUUGGACAAGUCAUCAGUGAUGAGAUAAUCUGGCCUGAGGAAGAUGAAGCUCUACCUCCAGAUGCUCAAGAUCUCAUUUCCAAACUGCUCCGACAAAACCCACUUGAGCGAUUAGGAACAGGAAGUGCAUUUGAGGUGAAGCAGCACAGAUUCUUCACAGAUUUGGACUGGAACAGUCUUCUGAGACAGAAAGCCGAGUUUAUUCCUCAACUUGAGUCUGAGGAUGAUACCAGUUACUUUGACACCCGCUCAGAUAGGUAUCACCAUGUAGACUCUGAUGAAGAGGAGGAUACAAAUGAUGAUGAGCAUGUGGAGAUCCGCCAGUUCUCCUCCUGCUCUCCACGAUUCAGCAAGGUGUACAGCAGUAUGGAGCGUCUGACCCUGCAUGAGGAGAAGCGCACUCCUCCUCCCACCAAACGCAGUCUAAGUGAGGAAGGUGCUGAGCGCAUUGACAGCCUCAGUGGCCUUAAGUCUCGUGAUCGCAGCUGGCUGGUGGGCUCACCUGAGAUCCUGCGUAAACGCCUCUCCGUGUCAGAGUCUUCACACACUGAGAGUGACUCCAGCCCCCCGCUGACAGUGCGGCGCCGCUGCUGCUCAGCCAUCAUUGAGAUGCCUCGCUUUGCCAUCUCCAGCGAGGAGGAAGGUGCAAGGAAGAUUACAGUCAGGGGGCCACGCAGCGAAGAGCUACCGUCCGCCAUCCCAGAAUUACCUGUAGAGAGGGAGCUCAAACUAGAUGAGUCUCCAACCACACCAGGGUCCACCUCCAGCCAAACUAGCCGAGCCACACUCACACCUGGUAGUUCUGGUGAUGUUGGGGAUAGAGGCUCUCCUCGUUGUAGCAGUACAGAUGGAGCAGAUAACUCCACUCCAAAAGCCAUCAGUGACCUAGCCGCCCGCAGAGCUCGCCACAGACUUCUGUCAGGAGACACAGAGAAACACACGUCAAGACCCCUCAACAAGGUCAUCAAAUCAGCCUCAGCCACCACUCUGUCUCUUAUGAUUCCUGCAGACCACCAUGGAGCAUCUCCUCUUGCCAGCCCCAUGUCUCCACACUCUCUUUCCUCCAACCCCUCAUCUCGGGACUCUUCUCCCAGCCGGGACCUUUCCCCUGCUGUCUGCAGCGUCAAACCCGCCAUUGUUAUCCACCGAGCGGGCAAGAAGUAUGGUUUUACUCUGCGGGCCAUCCGUGUCUACAUGGGAGACACAGACAUCUACACCGUACACCACAUGGUCUGGCAUGUGGAGGAAGGAGGACCAGCUCAUGAGGCAGGUCUAAGAGAGGGAGAUCUCAUCACACAUGUUAACGGAGAGCCAGUCCAUGGCCUUGUACACACUGAAGUUGUAGAACUCAUCCUCAAGAGCGGUACGAAGGUGUCUAUCUCUGCAACACCUUUCGAGAACACGUCAAUUAAGGUGGGUCCCGCCCGCAAAACCAGCUACAAGUCUAAAAUGGCCCGACGCAACAAGAAGACGAAAACCAAAGAGGGACAGGACAGCAGUAAGAAGCGGAACUCCCUGUUUAGGAAGAUCACCAAGCAUGCGUCCCUCCUUCACACCAGUCGCAGUCUGUCAUCCCUGAACCGUUCUGUCUCCUCAGGAGAGAGUGUGCCUGGCUCUCCCACACACAUGUCCCCUCGCUCCCCUACACAGGGCUACCGCUCCACACCAGACUCUGCUCACUCUGUUGGUGGAAAUUCCUCUCAGAGCAGCUCUCCCAGUUCCAGCGUUCCAAACUCUCCUGCCAGCUCUGGCCAGAUCCGCCCGAGCUCCCUGCAUGGCCUCGCCCCAAAACUACAGCGCCAGUACCGCUCCCCUCGCCGCAAAUCUGCUGGUAACAUCCCCCUCUCACCACUAGCCCGCACACCAUCCCCAACACCCCAGAGCACUUCCCCUCAGCGCUCCCCUUCACCUCUGCCUAGCCACCCACUGGUCAGUUCCUCCAUUGGCCAGUCUUUCCCUGUCAAGCUUCACUCUUCUCCUCCCUUGGUGCGUCAGAUCGCCCGGCCGAAGAGCGCAGACCCCCCUCGCUCUCCACUCCUCAAACGUGUGCAGUCUGCUGAGAAGUUGGCGGCCUCUCUCUCUUCUUCGUCGUCAUCUCCCUCUCCCUCCUCGGCGGGAGAUAAGAAGCUGCCUGUGGGUGCUAGCCGCAAGCACAGCCUAGACAUCUCUCACUCAGAAUUUAAGAAGGAGAUGCUCCAGCGGGACCCAAGCCUACAGAGCCUGCAGGAGUCCGCUAGUGAGACCCUGCUGGGAGGGAGGGUGUCUCCAGCAGAGAAGGGCAGCCUGCAGAAGCACUCAGCCCGCAAGCUGAGCAGGCAAGAAGGCCCUGACUCCGGAGCAGGCUCUCUGGGGUUGGCUCCUGGCAAGAGCAAGCUAAAGGACAAGCUGUCCGCUAUCCGGCAGGACCGUGCAGAGCGCCGAGAGUCUCUGCAGAAACAAGACGCCAUCCAUGAGGUGGAUUCGUCUGAGGAUGAGACAGAUGAGGGGUCGGAGGAUAGUCAAGAUGGACGCAGGACAACUUUUGUCCAUCCUAGCCACGUACUUCGGCCCACGACUGUGAUGGGAUCGCCCCAUGCUAUCAGGAUGGGGCCUGCUGCUUUACCCAGUCUGUCUGUGACUCCUUCCACAGUAGCUCAGCCAGGCUCUCCUCAGCUCAGUCAAGGACUACCGGCCCAACAAACUCAAGCUAUAUCUCUGGUACGGCCACAGGCCGAAGCCAAAGCUUCAGGGCAGAAACUUAGCCAGACCCCAGUAUCUACCCCCACUCCUGCCUCUACCUCAACACUAGCAGAAAAUUCCAGCGACAGAGGGGGAAUGAUUCCAGAUUCUUUGUCCAGUGCUAAAACUAGCACUCCUCAGCCAAGCCCUCUAAUUAGCACCUUUUCUACUCCUGGCAGUGCGUUUACCACUGUCAGCAAGGACCCCUUCCUCAAACCCACAGCACCCCCUCUAGACCGGAGGACCUCCAAAGCUGCUGAGCCCAGGGCCAAAGUGAGCAGCAAGCAAGAGCUCAGCACAGUGCCAACAGUGGCCAGAGAAUCUCCAGUGUCCACUACGCCAACUGGAGGCAUCACCAAGGAGAUGAAGGAGGCGGACAACCGGAGGCAAGCAGCUGCUGCAGCUGCUGCUGCUGCCGCCGCGUCUGCCACCUCUACACCCACUGAGAGCGGGGUGGAUAAAGUGGUAUCUCAGCUGGCUACGGUGGCCAAGAGUGUGCUGGGCCCAGUGAAGCUCAACAUACCAGGGACCAAAGAAGCCCAUGAGAGGAGCAAGGAGUCAAGGCCCCAGGCAGAAGCACACCCAAAAAGCAAAGAGCCUCGUUUGGACUGUUCCGGAACUCCGGACACAAUGUUUCCAUCUGUAACUUCUGCCUCCCAAACAGGGCGAGUGCCUGAAUCACCCUCUAGGCAGCCAUCUACCAAAUCUGAGCCACCCUCCACUUCUCAGAGGCCCCUGGAGCUUCCAGGAGCUUCAAAGAGGCCUUCCAUCCCAAAAGACAGCUCCCAAACCACAGGAGAGCCACAGGACAGGCCAGGAACUCCACGCAGCAGCGCCCCCCUGAGACCUGGACCUGAAGCGCAGUCCCAGAGCCAGGCCAAACCCACCUCCGCGCCACAAGACAAAUCCAACAAGAAGACGUAGCAGCCUUGCACAGAAAAAUAACAAUUAGAAAAACUUAUUUCAAACCUCAACACUUGCAUGUUUGAAAAUUUAAAAAAAAAAGCGAUACUCUCAGUCCACACUAACCGUGAAAGGAAAGAGGUAAAAGAAGAAGACACAGACAAGGGAGUCUAGCAACUUGAUUCUGGAUUGUUUAUAUACUGUGUGAUUCAUACUUUAACAGGGGCUUUGUAUUGUUUUUAUUUUUUCCCUUUAUGCUUUUUCACAAUAUUUGCUUUUAUUAAGUUCACUUUUUUGUCGAAAAAGGAAAUUAUGGGGCUAGAAAUAAACAGUUCAACGAGAAAAUUCAUACUGCCACAUUCAGUACCUCUCUGUAUGAUUAGGCUCUCUGCUUUUUCUGUUAGAGUUCUCGUUGUGCCUUAACAGACUUCAAACUCACCUGUUAAGCCUCUCUGCUGUUCAUUCAUGGGGGGUAAGAUGUAUCUCAGCAAUAAAAGUAGCGUAUGCUUAGCAAUUUGUAUAAAAACAUCAACUUAAUGUCGUAGCACCCUACAAUAGUUGGCUAAAAAUCAAACCUCAUUUUCCAUUUGUCUCUCUAACACUGUUUUCAGCUUCUAGGUACUAAGUUGCAUGUUUUGGGAGACUGGGACACUGUCAUCUUAUGUCAUAGUGAGAGCAUAAAAAACAGGCUUGUUAUCUUAGACAAAAAAAUCCAUUUUGAUUUCACUUCCCAAAAAGAAGCUUAAAUACAACAUGUUGAAAACAGUAGGUUUCAGAAGUCGGAAUGAAAUUUUAUGUUCUGUGAAUUUAAUUAAUUGAAGUCUACAUUUCUUUCAUUUGCCCAUCUUGAGCCCAGCAUAUAAAUCUUGAAAAUAUGUCUGGCAUUUACUGUCAGUUAUUAGUGAUAUUUAAAUUACUGGGCAUUUGUACAUGCUGGAUGUAUAGAUGAAUGUAUGUGGUAGAGUAGUGUUGAUGGCAUGUGCUGGUUACUGUCUGACUUUAAUGCCUGUACACAUGGUGGUCACACUACUGAAAUGCUUUUGCAAGGAACCGAAAAUGUUCUGUUUUUAUUUCUAGCCCCUGCUCUCUUUUUUUAUCAAUAACAACUAAUUGUUCUUAUUUUUAAUAUCUGGACCAACUUGCUGUGUUCUUUCUGUAUAUUAGCCAAUAAUCUUUUAAGUUUAGAAAACGUGUACAUGCUUGUUAAUGAUUAAGUGUGUGUGCGUGUGUGCGUGCGUGCGUGCGUGUGUGAGAGAGUGUGUAUGUAUGUACUUAUAUAAAUGAAUAUUUAAAGUUCUGUUGUGGUGUCAGUUUUAUAACCAGUGGCAUUGGGAGGGUGUCUUAGAUUAGUGUCCUGUCUUUGCCAUGUUAGCUUUGUCUGAUUUAGCCUUUUUUGUGAAAAGCAGGCGAAAAUGUAUUUGCACAAUCCCUUUUUACUUUGUGUCAUAUAAAUAUGAAAACUAAUAAAAUACAGUCCAAUCAGAUCCCCAGGCUUUGUUGGGGUCUUGAGGGGUUUGAACAAUCAUUUAACCCCUUGUCAUAUCAUAUUGCUACUGUACAUUGAUGUGUUCACACCACCAUGCGUUCAAAAAAUGGUAGAUGCCUGUGGAAGCUAUAGGUCUCUCUUGUAUUGCCCUUGUUCACAUCUUCACAGCGUACUGAAUGCUUUUUUCUUUUGCCUUUGAAUGUUACCUAAUGAUUAGUGAAUAUUCCUAGUGAAUAGUCCAGUGUUAAACAGGGAUAUUUUGGUGUGAUGUUAAAUAUCCUUUCCAAUCCAAGAGAAUCUCUUGAUUUAAGACCAGUCUUGAAAGUCACCUUCUUUAGUGCCCCCUGCAACCCUGCUUUAUAGAUUUCUGCCCACUUCCUUUGGUUCUCUUUAAUUAUGACCCAUAGUGGCAGUUAAAAUCACAUGAUGGUAUGUACAGUUAUGCGCUACAUUCAUAAAUGUUCCGUCCAUAUGAACUGUGAAUGGAGGUCUUGCACAUUUUAGCAUUUUUAAAUCUUAAGUAACGGAAAGCUGUUGAUAGCCUUUUGAGCCUGAAGCUUGAUUCCUGACCUUGAACACCAUAGUUCAGCUUGUGAAUUACAGUACAAUAUGGGCACCACGCGAGAGAUUUCACACACUUGAUUGUAUUGAGAUGCCAUUUUUCUGUAUGUACAGCUACAUUUUGUAGUAGUGUGUAAGAGUAGAUUGUUAAGGAGGAUGCUUAUCUGUCAUGCCCCGAAGUGGCUCUUUUAUGGCUCCACAGCUUAGUAAAGGCUGAAUCGCUACACACAACAAGCUAUAAAACACUGUCCCUUCCAGGGGGUCGUUAAAACACAAACCUCUGAGCAAGCUUAACAGUACCCUUCACCUUAAAGCUAAUUUCACUUUGACUAGACUAAAAGUAGGGAGAUACACCUGCAAUGGGUGAAGUUUGGUAGAAUAUGAUUUAAUAGAAAAAAAAAGUAUAUUUUGAUGUAUGCGGUGGUACAUUGUUAGAGCGUAUGGCAGGUCAGUGAAUGGCUGGUUUAUUGUCUCUUAUAUUACAAGGACCUCACAAAGGGCCAUGUUGUCUAAGAGAUUUGAAUGAAAUUAAAAGCAGCAUUGUCAUAGCAAAAGUCUGCGUAACACUUCGCUGUAGGGUAGGGUUCUUAAGGCUACAUGACAUCAUAAGCCUUUCAUAACGUUUGACCUAUAAAGGCUUAUUCCAGCAAUGUGUUGGUGCAUAUAACACUUUCUGGUAAAAUUGACUAAAGCAGCCUUUAUGACAAGCAAUGCUUGUUUGAAUGAGCCUUCAUAAAUGUUAGUAUAGGUUUUACAGUUAGCUUUACGAAUACCGUCCUUUGGUAAAGUGUUAACAAGUCAGCUUUUUAGUUCUUAUCUUGUGGUUAAGCAUUACAAUUGCAUACUAUUAUUGCGGCGUAUAAGCCAGUUUUCUUAAGUACAGCUAAAAUAUACGUAUAUUAAGAGCUAGAUUUAGGAGAUGGUUUUGCUCUAAAUUAAUUGACAUCUAUAAAAUGUUAUGUAUUGAAACUGAAGGGUAAUUUCACUCCAGUGCAUGCUCAUAUGAAGACUGACAGUGAUGAUGGUUGGGCUAUUUGUUGGGAUUUAGUAAACGGUAAGAGUCUUGAGGUAGCCAUUCAAGUCUUGCAGCCAUAUCCCAUUUGAACAGUCAUCUCUGCAUAACAGCAAGCCACUAGAGCAUACACAUCGUUGACUCACUGUUGCUGAAAAUCAGUGAAUACACAUAUAACCACUGACUGACUAUGCUCCCUAAUGCCCUUUACAUGUACAGAAUUCACAUGCUAGUAAGAACCUGUCUAGUGUACAGAACGCAGUCAGUCUUGCAGAGCUGGAGCUAAUUACAUUUAAAAGAGCACCAAGGCUGCUGCCACAGUCACAGUAUUUAGUAAAAUGGGAUCAUGACUGGACAGAGCAGGUGCUCAGCCGAAGCAGACUUCUCCAGAAUGUGGUGGAGUCCAUAGUAGAUAUCUUGCGUUGUCUGUGUGUAUGCUGUGUUUGUCCUCUGGGGCUGAGAUGGACAGGGGUUGUACAGUAAGGAAUGAACAGAAAUGGGCUGAGGAAGAAAAAAAAAUGCUAGUUAAACCAGUGCAAUAUCUUUUUAUUUUCUGUUGUGGUAAGACGCAUGUUUGUUGUAACUCCUUACUCCUUCCUUAUGGACAAUAAAGUUUUUUUUUUAAGGAAA